Messenger RNA from Saccostrea cuccullata (small rock oyster), 1710 nucleotides. RefSeq lists its product as uncharacterized. The coding region runs from base 71 to 1513 and encodes 480 amino acids. The transcript is spliced from 4 exons. The record is from RefSeq and is a predicted model, not a curated record. NCBI's taxonomy places the organism in Eukaryota, Metazoa, Mollusca, Bivalvia, Ostreida, Ostreidae.
AGCUUGUUUACAAAAUGGCGAUAAAAAGACAGCUAAUUUCACUUCAAACGAGCAGCAGUCAGCAGGUACAAUGUCCGUACUUGUUAUCAUCUUACCCAUAUUAUUAAUUACAUUGCUUCUAAUAAUAUUUGGAAUCAUCUGUCUAUGGAAAAGAAGGAAAAGCAAAGCAGAAAAGUCAAGGGAGGCUGAAUGUGAAGAAAAGUUGCCAUUGUUGCAAAGACAUGAAAUCCUUAUCGAAUCUGAAAAAAUCGAAAAGUAUUUAAAUGGUGAUGUUUUUGUAAAUACCGAGAAGUAUGAAGAAGCAAUCGGUGUAUUCGAAACAAAAGGAUGGGUCACACUUGUUGGACCCCCUGGUUCCGGUAAGACUAUGACUGCCAUUAAACUUGGAAGAGAUAACUCCGCUUCGGGAAAUAAAAGUAUUCCGUUUUGUCAAAAUAUACAUGAUGUACCUAAAUUCGUAAAUGAAAAAGAAGAGCCUUGUAUUAUAAUGGACAACCUUAUAGAACACUCGUAUAUGAAUCACUCCUCAAAACUGUUGCAGGACAUAUCCACGUUUAAUGACGUAUUUGAUAAAUAUAUAAAAAACGGUUUGGUACAUGUAAUAAUCACCAUUGGAAAAGAAGCAUGGAAUGAAUUAAAAGAUUUUCUUGGAUCUCACAUUGAACUCUUUAAAUCCGGAAUAGUGGAGGGAAUAGGCGAGAGGUUUAAUGAAGACGAAACAGAAUCAAUGAUAGCACAUCAUUUAAGGAUAAAUAAAAAUAACGAAAAAACUAGCACUGUCAACAAUAUUGUCAUCAAUAUCAAUGUGGAUUCCAUAUUCUCAUUGCCGAUUUCUAUUGACUUAUUGUGCGCAAAUAGAACCUUGCUUGGAGAGCAGAAAGACUCUAAACCUGUUAAAUUCAAAUACCGAAUGGAAAUGUAUUUAAAAAACUGGAGAGAUUCUGAUGACGAAGUUGAUAAGAAAAGUUUUUGUUUUGUUUUCUUUGUUGCCUUGUGUGGAGGUAUUUUGUCAAUGGAUGAUUUUGAGAGCGAUUCCAAAAAGCACAUUUAUAUCAAUGUAUGUAAAGCAUUUAACGUGGAACCUUAUGCGCGAAACGAAAUUGAGAGCAUGAUAUCGAUGGAAGGAAACCGUCGUGUCCCUGGAUUUCUUUAUCUUAUGUCAGAGACUCCUAAUAGAACGUACGGUUUUCAUCAUGAAUCUCUUCUUGACUUCUUUCUGGCCACUUUAUGUAAAGAUGAACACCAGCCACUUUUUAUUGAAAAUGCAAACAUUGCAUACAUCAUGAGGAAAUGUAAACUGUCUAAUUAUUAUUAUGAGAGUUCUUUAUCUUACGUACGUAAAAUUCUUAAAUAUUGGCAUCUAGAAGAUAGAUUAGAAAUACAGGACAAUCAUAUUGGGAAGUUGCUGGACAGAAUCAUCAGAGAAAUUAAACAAGGAACUAUGACUCUGGACUGGAAAGAUCAUAUUUUCAUGGAGCAUGUAUCUUUUAAAAGAGAAUGGCGAAAAAAAUAAAAUUCUUAUCUGUGUAGCUUAAUGGUGAUAAUAGCUCCAGAAAUGAUAUAUCUGACAUUAAAAUAUUAAGUGAUUUUAACAAAGACUAAUCUUAGCAAGUCUUUUCACAAUCUUUCCGAAGUCUAACGGAUACUAGUUUCGCCCCGUUAUUUGCAGACUUGUAUUUCUGUAUUCUGUAUAUAUUCGUUUUGUUAAUG